Messenger RNA from Eurypyga helias (sunbittern), 1309 nucleotides. It is a transcript of the gene SPIRE2, whose product is annotated as spire-type actin nucleation factor 2. Gene Ontology annotation, cellular component: cell cortex; cytoplasmic vesicle membrane. The record is from RefSeq and is a predicted model, not a curated record. The transcript has 11 exons. Lineage: Eukaryota; Metazoa; Chordata; Aves; Eurypygiformes; Eurypygidae. Gene Ontology annotation, biological process: establishment of meiotic spindle localization; intracellular transport; cleavage furrow formation. Gene Ontology annotation, molecular function: actin binding. The annotation marks the transcript as partial.
UACCAGGCUGUCUGCCGGGCACUCUUCGCCGAGACCGUGGAGCUCAAAGCCUUCCUUGCCAAGAUCCGUGAUGCCAAGGAGAUGCUGCAGAAGCUGAAGGAGGACGAGGAGGCAGAGGAGCGGCCAGCAGCAGAGCUGGGCAGCCUGCGCAACACUGACUGGGCCCGGCUGUGGGUGCAGCUGAUGCGGGAGCUGAGGCAUGGCGUGAAGCUGAAGAAGGUGCAGGAGAAGCAGUUCAACCCCCUGCCCACCGAGUACCAGCUCACCCCCUUCGAGAUGCUCAUGCAGGACAUCCGCGCCCGCAACUACAAACUCCGCAAGGUCAUGGUGAACGGAUACAUCCCACCCCGGGUGAAGAAAGAUGCCCAUGAGCUCAUCCUCGACUUCAUCCGCUCCCGGCCCCCGCUGAAGCAGCAUGCCGGCUCCAGCCGCCUGGCCUCCAGCUCCUGCCUUGAGCUCUCCCGGUCCCCGGUGAGCACCGUACCAGCACGUCCACGGCCCCGCGUCUUGCUCAAGGCACCCACCCUGGCCGAGAUGGAGGAGAUGAACAUCUCUGAGGAGGAGGACUCUCCGGGCACAGAGGUGCCGCUGAAGCGGGACCGCUCCUUCUCUGAGCAGGACCUGGCGCAGCUGCAGAGCCAGGCUGUGCUCCAGGAGCCAGAGCCACUGCAGCCCGAGCCCCGGCCCCGUUCAGGUACCCGCUGGAGGCCCCCAGCACCGUGACACCCCUAUUCCCCUAUCCCCAGGGUGGCUGUGCCAUGCCCUGCAGCAGGGGUGACACCAGGCAGCGUGGCCUUGCCACGGCCUCCCCAUCCCUCCCUGCAGGCUCCCCCUGGGACAGACUGGGCUGACAUUCCCCCUCGCUGGCAGGAGUUCAGCCACCCCGUGGAGAGCCUGGCCCUCACCGUCGAGGAGAUGAUCAACGUGCGCAGGGUGCUGGUCAAGGCGGAGAUGGAGAAGUUCCUGCAGAGCAAGGAGCUGUACAGCAGCCUGCGGAAGGGGAAGAUCUGCUGUUGCUGCAGGGCCAAGUUCCCCCUCUUCUCCUGGCCCUCGGCAUGCCUCUUCUGCAAGCGGUCUGUCUGCACCUCCUGCAGCCUAAAGAUGAAGAUGCCUUCCAAGAAGCUGGCUCACAUCCCUGUCUACGCACUGGGCUUUGAGAGCCUCCCGGGCUCGCUGCUGGCCAAAGCCCUGCCGCUGCGGAGGAGAGAGACCUUCCACUCGCUCUCGGGCCCGUGCUGGCGCCGGGUGGAAGAGGAGUUCCCCCACAUCUACGCCCAGGGCUCCGUCCUGCGUGACGUCUGCAGCGACU